CAUGAGCUCGCCGGCUGCCUCUCCCUUUCUGGGGCUGCACAUCACCUCGCCUCCCAAUUUCAGGUUAACCCAUGACAUAAGCUUGGAGGAGUUUGAAGAUGAAGACUUGUCAGAAAUAACAGAUGAAUGUGGGAUUAGUCUGCACUGUAAGGAUGGCCUGGCUACAAGGGUAAGAUCUCAUGUGACCCUGGAGACCAAUAAUGCUGCGACAACAAGCGGAAAUGAUGCCUGCACUAUCCAGGCAGAGAUGCUGCAGCUCGACCUGAUUGAUGCUGUUGAUAUCGAGGAAGAGGACAACGGUCCUCUGAAAGAAUCGAAGCCUGUCAGCAUGGCAUCUUACAAACCCAAGCGGCCCACGACCUUGAAUCUUUUCCCACAAGUUCCUCGUACUCCGGAUACACUGAACAACAACUCAUUUGGUAAAAAGUACAGCUGGCAAGAAAAGGUCUCCCGAUCAUCAUCCCCACUCAAAACAGGAGAUGUGACUCCCACUCACGGAUGCCUCGGAGAUGAGGUGAAACCAGCAAGUGGCACCACUGACAAAGGGACAUCAACUUCCCAGGUCAGCACCUGCAGGCGGGCGCCAACAGGACAGAGCGAGACUGCAGCUUCCAAAGCCAUGGGAUGCUCUGUGACAGCAACGGCCUCUAACCAGCGGGCGAAGGAUAAUGAAAGCCAACAUGACGAGCACAUCCGGUACCAAACACAGGUGCCAAUUGAGGCGACCGAGGAGAUCUACCUAACUCCGGUGCAAAGGAACUCUGACUCGUCUGAAAACGAGAAACCUUUCCUCUCUCAGUCCAAUGAGAACCGCAUGUCCAUCAGUUCAGAUGUGGACUUUGCCCACUGCCUGACCCUGCCGGGGAACCCAAAACCAUCCAUCAGCGAAGAGGACGAAGUGCUCUCCUGCCUUUCCACAUCUCAUAGCUGCUCGCUGCCACGAACCUCAGUCAAUGCAGAGCAGCUCUGUCCACGGACCUCAGUCAGCUCCGACAGUGCGCUGUCCUAUGACUCUGUUAAAUACACUCUGGUUGUGGAUGACAACAUGCAGUUGGAGCUGGUGAGCCUAAAGCACUGUUACUCAGGGUACAGUGAUGACAGCGAUUCAGCAACCGUCUAUGACAACUGCGUUACGUCGCCGUACGAGUCUGCAAUUGGGGAGGAAUAUGAGGAGGGUGUACCGAAGAGGGACUCUAUCUGUCUGUCAGAAGACUCCACGCCAGAAGCAGAUAUUCCUUUCUCCAAGAAAUUCCUCAAUGUUUUUAUGAGUGGAAGAUCAAGGACGUCCAGUGCAGAAUCCUUUGGAUUAUUUUCAUGUACAAUAAAUGGAGAAGAAAGAGAUCAAACACACAGAGCAGUAUUCAGAUUUGUGCCUCGGCAUGAUGAUGAGCUGGAGUUAGAGGUCGAUGACCCUCUCCUCGUAGACAUGCAGGCUGAUGAUUACUGGUACCAUGCCUACAAUAUGCGAACAGGUGAAAGAGGAAUCUUCCCAGCAUACUAUGCACUCGAAGUCAACAUGGAACGAGGACAGUUUGCAGCAGUAGCAGAAAAGAAUGACUGGGUAGAUAAAUUCCAUCUGAAAUUCUUGGGUUCAGUCCAAGUGCCAUACCAUAAAGGGAAUGAUGUACUGUGUGCAGCCAUGCAGAAGAUUGCAACAACAAGAAGAUUGACUGUCCAGUUCAACCCUCCCUCUUGCUGUGUCCUGGAGAUCAGUAUGCAAGGAAUUAAAAUAGCUGUACAACUCGAUGGACGUGGAGUCUACGAGAAGGCCAGUAAAUGCAGUCACUUUUUUCAACUGAAGAACGUUUCUUUCUGCGGGUAUCAUCCAAAGAACACCAAAUAUUUUGGAUUUAUUACCAAACAUCCUUCAGACCAUCGAUUUGCUUCCCAUGUUUUUGUCUCUGAGGAUUCAACCAAACCAAUAGCCGAAUCAGUGGGGAGGGCCUUCCAGCUAUUCUACAAAGAAUACAUUGAAUACACCUGUCCAACAGAAGACAUUUAUCUGGAGUAGAAGUCUCUGAGCUGUGGGUGUUGCUCUGAACUCCUUGCGGUCUCCUUCUCAAACUCACCAUGAUGCAUGAACAUACUGAGCCAGAGGUCCUAUAUCAUGAUCCAGAA
Hemiscyllium ocellatum (epaulette shark) is the source of this 2118-nucleotide messenger RNA. RefSeq names its product mitogen-activated protein kinase 8 interacting protein 1b (gene mapk8ip1b). Gene Ontology annotation, biological process: regulation of JNK cascade. The record is from RefSeq and is a predicted model, not a curated record. Gene Ontology annotation, molecular function: protein binding. The coding region runs from base 2 to 2011 and encodes 669 amino acids. The transcript is spliced from 12 exons. Lineage: Eukaryota; Metazoa; Chordata; Chondrichthyes; Orectolobiformes; Hemiscylliidae. Gene Ontology annotation, cellular component: cytoplasm.